AUGAAUCUUACCCAUCUUCCUGUAGGAGAGAAAAUAAAUGCCAAGCUUCAUGAUGGAGUAUGUCAGCAUUGUAAAAGUAUCUUGGAGUGGCGGGUAAAAUUAAGCAAGUAUAAACUACUAUCAAAACCCAAAAAAUGUGUCAAAUGCCUCCAGAAAGCUGUAAAAGAUCCUUACCAUGUUAUCUGCCGACCAUGUGCUUGUAAACUAGGAGUCUGUGCUAAAUGUGGAAAGGAAGAAGACAUCGUAAUUCCGAUUGAUAAAGGUCAAGACAGAACUGAGAGUAAGGCUACCGAAAACGGCCAAGAGAGAAGUGGAUUGGAGGAUGAACUGGAUUUUGAAGCAAAUUUCAGUAGUACAGAGGAUGAUGAAGAUUCUGAUAUGUUUGAAGAAAGAUUUAAAAGUAUGAAUUUUGAAAGGACAGAAGUCUAAAAGUUGAGUAUCUACUCAAGAGACUGAAUAAAAUCAGAUGUAGUAAACUUAGGUUUGCCUUGAAUUUCUGUUCAGAAAGCCUGGUUUGACAUCAACGAUCCUUGCAUUUAAAGGUUGGCAUUUUAUCUAUUUACAUUUGUUAGGUUUUGGGGGGACGGCAUUAGUAAAUACAUAUUCCUGUAUUAAAGUAGGAAUUCUUGUGGAAGGAUUUAGAACUUGAAUUUUUAAGCGCAGAUGGUUUUUGCAUAUAUGUGACAACUUCUUGUUUCUCUAGAAUAAAGCCUCUUUGCAGAAUUGUUCUAAAUUCACUAUUAAGUGACUGUUAUAUAGCCACAUGGAAAGCUAUGUGGGAAAUCUGUAGUAUAUAAAGGGCCCUGUCCUAAGACAAAAAAGCUAAACCAGUUAUGGCAGUUUUCUUUAGGAAAAACUUGAGACUCUUAAUGUUGUUAGUGAGCUUCCAGACACGGCUGAGAAAUCAAGUACCCAUUACCCUUAUGCCUGCUGGGUUUCUUCUAUGCAGAGAGCGCCUGAAAGCCAUCACCAGUACAAUUCAUAAGCAAUUAAUGCUUAUUUACCAUAUAUAUAAAUAUGAAUUUAAAAUUUAUGAUUGUUAUUAUCAGCAGUGUCUUGAAAAUGAAAAAUGAAAACAAUCCUUUAAAAAUUCUCAUAAUUGGUUUCAUGUAUUCUUUUCCUUUGAAUGCAGAUCUAAGUUAGUUUUUCUAUGAGUUGCUCAUAUAGAACUGAAUUUAUUUUUGUUACUAUUUUAGAUACAGAGAGAGGCAUUACAGUGCAGGAUGAAGAAUUACUUCUCCCUGAUUUUUCAAAUCUUCCUAGAGGUUAUAUCAAUGUACAUUAAGAUCUAGAAAGAGCUCAGCUAAAUUUGCAGUUAACUAUCUCUUACUGUAACUCAGAAUGCUUUGAUUUCUUUUAUAUAAUCUACUCCUUCAAUAAAUAAAACUGAAGAAGUACAUCCUAGUAAUUAAAUCAUUUAACUAAAAUAUUUUGUUGGGACUUAACCUGUGAACAGAUGACAGCAUUCUGUAUAAUUCUGUCUGGCCACAUAACUGCCACACAUCCUCCCUGGUGUUGUGCCUGGUUUGCAGUAGCAGGCACAGCAAAGAUUUGAUUCCCAAAAUGGCUUCUUCAGAGGAAUUGUGAGGGACUUGGACUGUGUGAUUUUGUAUUUCUCUCAAAUAAGGGAAAUACUAAAAUUUUAGUUUCUUCUUAGUGGAGAUAGAACUUUUUGCUACCCCAUGCCUGUUGUAGUUCACCUUAGCUAUAAAACACUCUCAGUUACCAGGAUGAAGAACACUAAGACAUUCAGCAGCAAGUAGGCCAGAAACUUCUCCAACUUAAAGAACGACUUACCCAUCUGUUUAGCAUUUAAUGAGACAAAUGGCCAACAGCAACUGCAAAAUUCUUGUAAUCAGUCAUGGAACAGUGAGCUCAUAUAGGUUUUUCUUAACUGCUUAAGUGAUUGUUACUACACAGCAGACCUUAAGAACAGGCUUUUUCUUUUAUUAAUUUUAUUUAUUCAAGUUUAUCUUUCAUUUUUAUAUAAUUUAAUGCUACAAUAAUGCACCUCAUUUGCCUUUUCUAAAUCAUUUGUAAAUUUGUGUCUUAAUAGUUAAAACAUGCUUUUGUAAUGCUUUGUUUCUCUUUUUGUAGUUGUUUCUUUUCCCUGCUACCCUUCAGCUCUUCAAGAAUUUGAUCAAACAUCAUUUCCUAAGAGAUUAUUUUAAUUUUUCUGUCAGAGGUGGAUCUUUUGUGCAGGUGGUUUUUGCCAAAUGUUUUGUGGUAACCUUUAGCCGCAAACUAUUGAUAAACAUGUAGCUCUUUGUUGCUGUAAUGCAUCAUGAUUUUUGUGGCUCUUCCUUGAGACAAAGUCUAAAGUUUAUUGAAUGUUUGAGCGGCUUUCUCUAUCUCUCCUGGAGUUGCUUAUUGCAUAGUUGUCUGCUAUCAUAAAGAACUGGGGUUUAUGACCCAAACAGCCCAUCUCUUUUCCCCACCUAGUCUCCAAGUAUGUUGUUUGUAAGCUAAACAACCAGUUUUGUAAUCAGACACAUAAGUUCUUUCACUUCAACUAACCAAAACCAAAAAAUGCCUAAUUUAAAAAUCCAUAGAAGGAUGAUGGCUUGUCUUAGUUGAGUCAGAUAGGGAAACUUACAGAGCACUAAGAGGUGCUUGGCGGCAGCAAGUGAGGUCGAACGGCCACUUCACUGUCUGGCCCCAGCAGAAGUGACUGGAAACUGGGCUGAAGGUUAUGAUGCGCUGACAGAUGAGUCCUCCCAACAGGACAGAGGUGACGCCUGUCUUAAUGUGACAUCGCCUGUUGUCCUGCUGGUUGACGUCAGUAAUGACUUUGAGUAAACAAGAAACAACCCCCCGCCACGUGUGACGAGCAGAGGUGAUGGGUUAAUAGGUAAUUUGGAAUUUGCUUCAGAAGGGGGCUCUGUGAAGAGGAAGCAAAGAGUUUCAUACAAAAUAAACUUGGCUUUUGAAAGUACUAUAUGUAAAGCAAACAUUUUCCCAGGCAGAAAAAUUUGGUAAUGGUCUAGCCCUUUGCCCAAAGGUGAGAGGAAAUCCUGAAACGAUAGGAAAAUGUGUCAUGGAACUGGCAAUAGCUGCACAAUCUGAAAAUAAGAGGAAGGGCUCUCUUGUCAAAGCAGUGACACAACCUGUCAAUACUAGGGAAGAGCAAUGGCGCACACAUGAGGCACAUGUAGCAACAGAACUCAAAAAUGUAGGAAAAAUCCCCUCAAGUUGAUGUCUUCGCAUCAUAUACCAAAUCCUCUGUUCAGAAUUCACCUGGGCAGUUGAUACUGUAGAUGGUAAAACUAUGCUUAGAUGAUGGACAGCUACAGUGGUGGCUGGCUGGCUUUAGCCCCUGUGAAGACAAGAUGGGAUUCUGGCAAGGUUUCCCUGUGUCUGAUCCCUAUGCUUAAAAGAGAUUCUACUGGAAAUGACUGCUGCAACUAAAACCACACACUAUAGCUCUAAAAAUUGCUAACUUAGAAGAGUUGUGUACAUGUGCUAUUGUAGAGAAAAGGAGUUUCUGUUUUCCUGGAGACUGUUCUUACAGGGAAAGAAAAGGAACAGUUUUGAUUUUAUUGUCUAAUUUGUGACCAAAGUUAGAACAUAUUUGGAAUGACUGUAAGGUUUAGUU
Messenger RNA from Struthio camelus australis, 3595 nucleotides. NCBI's taxonomy places the organism in Eukaryota, Metazoa, Chordata, Aves, Struthioniformes, Struthionidae. The record is from RefSeq and is a predicted model, not a curated record.